Molecule: messenger RNA, 3921 nt
Organism: Alternaria burnsii
Lineage: Eukaryota; Fungi; Ascomycota; Dothideomycetes; Pleosporales; Pleosporaceae
Product: het-domain-containing protein
Exons: 8
Coding region: 1-3921 (1306 amino acids)
Cellular component (GO): intracellular anatomical structure
Molecular function (GO): oxidoreductase activity, acting on NAD(P)H, oxygen as acceptor
Source: RefSeq, a predicted model, not a curated record
AUGACAUCCGAGUAUGUCGAUAUACCCCGAUAUCUCUGUUACAAAGACGGAGAUGGAGGUUUGGACGAUGGUCGGAACUAUGAGCUCAAAAGAGCUAAUCACAUACUCCACACUCGGAUCCUCAGAAUGCAUCGAGAUAAGCUUUGCAAAGGCUGUGCGCGCUUUGACUGGUUGAGAACACACUUCUACACGCGCGAUGUCCAUUGGAUGGAUGAGGGAGUUCGAUGGGCGGGCGAGAAGAUCCGUAACGGGGAUCAGCGAAUAUCCGGUUUCGAUUUGCGUUACCGCAAUCUAGAAAACGUUCAAGAUGACGUGAUCUGGCCUCGUUUCGAAGUUCUAGCAGGGGCACGCCGAGAAGCAAAGUGGUUAGCGAAGGAUCCUAGGUUCCGCUGGCAAGUUCGAAAGGACCAGGUCCACCAAUGUCAGCUUUGCAAUGUAUUGUGGGAUAAGGCAGAAGCAGUAGGGGAAGUCACAACGUUACACGAUGGUAACGAUCCGGCAUUCCUCGAAAUUCUGCUCAUGGGCGGUCCAGUGUUCGAGGACGGGGGAGAACAUCAAUGCAUUGACGCUUGGCCCGACUUUGAGACGAAUGCAGGGUCUGCAACUAACGGUGUCAAGGUUUACCUAUCAGGCGACGAACAUGAUCUAGGAGCCCCAAUUUCAUUUUGUAUCCGCCCUUUCAUGGAAGAGAUGCCUUACCAACUCAACGAUUUACCACAUUGUUGCUUAAAGAAGCGCCGGGUGGGCACAAAUGUCAAUUUCGAUCUCGUGAUAGGAUGGCUGGGGUUGUGCGAUGGAACGCAUGAACAUACCACAAGCCCCACCUACUCCAUAUCGGCCCUAAAAGAUCUUCGGUUCAUUGAUACCAAAAGUCGAUGUGUCGUACAGCAAGAUCAGCCCGUGCGCUAUGCAGCACUCAGCUAUACCUGGGGCUCGGGAGAACAGUACUGUUUGAAACGAGAGAACAUAGAAGUCCUGAAAGAACCCGGUUCACUGGAUCGUACCAAUAUAGCGAUCAGAAAGGUGAUCAUCGAUGCGAUUGAGGUGUGUGUGAAGGCAGAUAUCCCAUAUUUGUGGGUAGAUGCGCUCUGCAUCGUCCAGGACGACGAACAGGGCAAGAUAUUUCAGAUUCAAAACAUGGACUCUGUCUACUCCAAUGCCUACGUAACCAUCGUUCAGGCAGCAGAAAAACGAACGAAUCUUGCUGAAAACCCGUUGGAUCAAAACUCAAGUAUGGGUCUGUCUGGAGUGUCCACACCAUUUACUCCAAUCAAGCCAAGCUUUACUGUAGAUGGGUUGUCGUACUUGGUCGAUCACAACAACAUUCAAAGAACGUUGGAUGAAAACGUCUCAAGCACCAAGUGGUCUUCUCGUGGCUGGACCUUCCAAGAGCUCGUGCUUUCGCAUCGAGUCCUCCUAUUCCUUGCCGAAGAAGUAGUCUUCUACUGUUCAAAUGGUGUGGCGUGCGAGAGUAUAUCCCUUGGCGACGACCUGUAUAGAACGCUUCCGCCGAUGAAGCAACCCAGUCUACAUCAAGAGUCCAGUAUUCAAAUUUGCGGCUUUCUGCAAAAGUUGCCAAGGGGGGAUACAACAUUAAUCGAUCUUAUAGAGCAGUAUGAAGAGAACUAUCUUCAGCUACUCAGCUUCUAUAUCGGAAGAAAUUUGACUUACGAUACCGAUGUACUCAAUGCGUUCUCUGGGGUCAUCAACGUACAAUCUGUUUUACUGGGUGGCUUUGAAUGGGGAAUGCCACUGCGUUUGUUUGCAAGAGCGUUAUUCUUGUCGGUAACGCCCCAAUCCGGCCCACUAAGCCGGCGGAACGGAUUUCCUUCUUGGUCUUGGAUCGGCUGGAAAGUCGACGUCAGCUCUUCAAGGACUGCAUUAGAUAGCGGCGGUUACAGAAGAGCGAUGCGUCGUGGCUACUGGACGCUUGUGCAGAUACAUUCAUGCACUGAACCUGGAAAUCCUGUCCUUCUUCUGGGCCCACUGGAUUUCAACAACGGCACCGAGGGAUACUGUAUCCGCUCUAUCGAGCUUUACAACCAGCUCACAUCUGCACCGCCUCUUCCUACCGAGCCUUGUGUCGAAGAAGCGCCGCUCUUCCACAUCGCACUUAACGAAAGCCUGCAAACAUUGCUCAUGUUCUGGACUCAUAUUGCGCCUCUAAGAUUGUCCUUAACAACUGAAUACGGCGAUCUCCCUGAGAAAGCGACAACGACAAUGGCAUCUCUUCGCUUCUCAAGGAUGCUGCUUCGCCGAUUCGUACGCCCAGCUCCGCCUGCGUUCCGCUUUCAGCCUUUCACAGCUCCGCUCCAACGCCGAACCCUCGCAUCACACCAAGAUGCAACCUACCCCCAAGUUCCAUAUGAAAAAGCUGAGAGUGUUGGGCAAAAGAGAUUCAGCCAGUUCGACCUCGACGGGAAAGUGUUCGUGGUUACAGGUGGAGGUCGUGGACUAGGACUAUGCAUGGCUGAAGGGCUCGUAGAAGCUGGUGGCAAGGUGUACUGCCUCGAUCGGUUGCCAGAGCCUCCUCAAGCGUUCCAAGAAGCCCAGACACGGCUCAAGAGCAAUCACGGUGCCAGUCUGGAGUACCAUAACGUGGAUGUGACGCACGAGGAGGCAAUGCGGAAGUGCAUCGGGGAUAUUGCGUCAAAGCAUCAACGGCUCGAUGGCCUUAUUGCAGCCGCCGGCAUCCAGCAAGUAACUCCGGCUAUUGAGUUCCAGAAGAAAGACAUCCAAAAGAUGCUAGACGUCAACUACACUGGCGUGUUCCUAGCAGCACGAGAAUGCGCCCGCCAGAUGAUGCAAUACAAGAUCCAGGGAUCGAUCUGCCUCGUCGCAAGCAUGAGCGGAACCAUCGCCAAUCGCGGUUUCAUCGCACCUGUUUACAACUCGUCCAAGGCAGCGGUGGUACAGCUAGCACGGAACCUAGCCAUGGAGUGGGGAAGGAAGAAUCCAGACGGCUCAGGUGGUAUCCGAGUCAAUUCUUUGAGCCCCGGUCACAUCGUUACACCGAUGGUGCAGGCCAACUUCGACAAGGGCGAGGCAAACCGCGAGGAAUGGGAGAAUAACAGUAUGCUGGGUCGGCUCAGCACGCCGGAAGAGUACAAGGCUGUGGGCUUGUUCAUGUUGAGCAAGGCAAGCAGCUACAUGACUGGGCAUGAUCUAAAGUUGGAUGGUGGCACUACCGCCUGCCACGCAAGAGCGCGAAACAACUCGAGCCUGCAAGCGCUGCAGCUCUACAAAUACGACAUACUCACCAUGGACCGGUUAGCACGUCUCCUCAGCUGCGUGCUGCUCGCCCUCCUCCCCCUCACCGCAGCCCUCAAAUUCGAUCUCCACCCCGUAGCAGCACACGACUCCGCCAAGUAUGAGCGAUGCAUUAGGAACUUUGUUGCGAGGGAACAAUUGGUUGUUGUCACGGUGAUCAUGGACGGAUAUCGGGGGGAUGGACAGAGGGUGGAUAUGCAUAUCCGCGACGCAAUGGGCAACGACUACCACCGUCCCAAAGACGUCGUAGGUGAGAACCGCUACGCCUUCACCUCGCACGCCGACUCCGCCUUUGACGUCUGCUUCGAAAACAUCUUCACCUCGUCCGGCUCCUCCAAGUCCAUCACCCCGCGCCACGUCGAGCUCGACAUUGACAUUGGCGCCGAUGCCAAGGACUGGAAUGCCAUUGGAGCCGCCGACAAGCUGAAGCCCGUUGAGGCGGAGCUCAGGAGGAUCGAGGAGGUUGUUGGAGAGAUUGUCACGGAGAUGGAUUACUUGAGGAGUCGCGAGCAGAAGCUUAGGGAUACCAAUGAGAGCACUAAUGAGAGAGUCAAGUGGUUUGCGUUGGGUACCAUGGGUAUGCUUGUUGGGCUUGGGGCUUGGCAGGUUGUGUACCUUCGUGCCUACUUCAGGAGCAAGCAUCUCAUCUAG